Molecule: messenger RNA, 1065 nt
Organism: Mixia osmundae IAM 14324
Lineage: Eukaryota; Fungi; Basidiomycota; Mixiomycetes; Mixiales; Mixiaceae
Exons: 2
Coding region: 1-1065 (354 amino acids)
Source: RefSeq, a predicted model, not a curated record
AUGCCGCUCGAUGCGAAUCUCUACACGCUCGAUCUGAAGCCUAUCACGCAAGGCGUCGCAUUGCAGCAUCACGGCGACGUUGUCUACCUCUUGCGCGCACCGCAUGACAGCGAGGAGUCUCUCACGUUGUACGAUGGCGCGACAGAAGCACAGCUUGCAAGUCUGGUCUAUGUGACCGUGCGCGCUCGACGUAUCACGCUCGUCAAUCCGACUCAGCAUGUGCAGAUGGAAGUGCCCACAGGCGCUCUGUCUGCCCUCAAGGGCUUUCGCUGGACAUUUCGAUUCGAGAAUCUCAAAUUUUAUUGGGAUCGCGAGGUCGUGCUGGGCAGUCAGCAGAGGUCCUACUCGCUCUGGCUAAGAAGAGCGCCCGAACCGGAUUGGCAAUUGAUGAUCUGCAAGCCUGCGAGAGCGAGCCUGGAAGCAGACGAAGGUCUCGCUGCUACGCUUACUAUUCUCGACUACAACCUCAACAGGGCAGGGCCUGCAGAGAUGGAAGACCGUAAAGGUUUCGAGCUCGUCGCGCUCAUCACGCUUGCCUCCUUUUUGGCGCCUACGAUUCCAUCCAUCGCGCCCCCUACAGUACCGGUCGAGACAGCUAGGAAGACACCCGCGCCUGUGGUCAAACCCGCAGCUGCCGCAGCAAAGCCAGGCUUAACGACGCCAAGCGUGCCUCGACCCAAACCGCGCUCGCCCGUGCCAACGGCAACGAAUGAGAUUACCGUCAGCGAGCACAGCGAGACGGUGCUGUUGCUCAAGCAAGCUGACAGCAUCUUACGAGAUCCUACGAUCGUCUUCAUCAAGCUGCUCGCCCAAGGCGGCGCAGUACCGAUAGCCGUCAAGCUUGCCUCAGAAAUCAAGCGACAGAUCCUCAAGCAACGAGGAGGAGAUCUGUGGAUGUAUCUCGUCGAUACGAGGUCCUCAAAGACCUUGCCUACUGCAGCAAAUACGGACACCGGCCUUUCGCGAACGCUCAGCAAGCUCAAGUCAUAUAAGCAGCCAGAGACCAUCACCAUCUACCUCUCGCGAAUGCCGCUGGCUGAACUGGACCCCAAGAAAGCCAAAUGA